Molecule: messenger RNA, 1388 nt
Organism: Durotheca rogersii
Lineage: Eukaryota; Fungi; Ascomycota; Sordariomycetes; Xylariales; Xylariaceae
Product: putative short-chain dehydrogenase
Exons: 11
Coding region: 247-1158 (303 amino acids)
Molecular function (GO): oxidoreductase activity
Source: RefSeq, a predicted model, not a curated record
CGAGCCAGCAAUCGUUCAAGGGAGAGGGGGUGCGUCUCCGACUAAAGCCGAUCGGCUGCAGCAGAAAAGCUCAUAAUGUAGCGACCUGGGUGUUCACGGUCACCCCCAAAGGACACCAUUCUAUUAUAAAACCGAUCGUGUGGCUCGUCGCGUAAGAACAUCUACGGGUGGCAUAAUACUGCAUAGCUUUUCCGAUUUUCCCAUAACCACUCCUACCUCGUCUUGCAUCCACCCUUCCUUUACGCCAUGGCUGAGCAUCAGCACAUCUCGUUCAAGAUCGAGGAGCUCUUCUCUGUGAAGGGCAAGGUCGUUGUCGUGACCGGGGGCGGAUCCGGCCUCGGCAAGGCCAUCGCGGAGGGGUUCGCGGUGAACGGCGCAAAGGUUUACAUCACUGGCCGGAGGCAGGAGGUGCUAGAUACGGCCGUGAAGCAGAUUGGCGGGGAUAUUCAUGCCAUACAGGGCGAUGUGCAGACGAAAGUGGGAUGCCAGAAGAUUGUCGAGGUAGUCAAAGAGAAAGAAUCCCAUAUCGACACCCUGAUCAACUGUGCCGGUGUGAACAGUCCGUGGAGGGUCGAUGCCAAUGACCCCAACGACGCCGACCAGGUUGAAAACCUGCUCCUUAACGGUGUCGAAGAGGAGGAUUUCGACCGAAGUAACCAGAUCAACGUCAACGGUGUCUACUUCCUGACGGUCAACUUCGUCCCGCUUCUGCGGGAAUCCGUGGACCCCAAUGUCUGCGUGAUUGCAUCUAUCGCCGGCAUCGCCAAUCAGAGGUCGGUAGGGUCGUUAACAUACAGCGUGUCCAAGGCAGCGACGGUACACCUCGCCAAGCUUCUCGCCGGCCGUUUCCACCCUAUGAAAAUCCGUGUCAACACAAUCUGCCCGGGGAUAUUCCCGUCUGAAAUGACGGGUAUCACCGCUGGAAAGCACGAAUACAACAUCAACCAGCAGGCCGCGAAGGCGGCUAAGCGAAGCACAGCUGGUCGCCCUGGCCGGCCGGAGGAGAUCGUCGGGCCAGUGCUGAUGCUGUCGAGUGCCGGCGGCGCGUACAUGAACCACGCGCUGCUGACCGUGGAUGGCGGCAGGCUAAUGGGGGUCUCUAUCAACGACGGAAUCAGGAUGCCGGACGAUACCUACACCGACCAGAUCCUGGGUUAGGGGGAUAUCCUCUCAUAUCGAGAUUACUAACUAGCAGAGGUCAAAAGGUCAGUAGUUGGCGGGCGAUGGUUAGAUGGGAGGGGAUGAACUGGAAGUAAAUAUUCAGAAGUAGAUAUGACUGAGAACCGCAUUGUUGCUUGCCGCCCUCCAGUAACUCGUGUAAUACGUGUCGUGCAGAGCUAGAUCGCCGACGACGACAAUUCACGCUUCCUAUAUAAGUUCAUUCCGUC